AAAUAUCGUUUAACGAGAAUGUGAAAGUUGACCGAGGUGUACGCUGUGUCUCGACCCCGAGAAUUUCGUUGUUUCAAAAAGCCUGAUAUAUUCGUGCUCGCGUGCUACUGUUCGCUCGGGAUGUCACCUAAUUUGUCUCCUACGAUUAUUCAACUUUACUACCUAAACGAAAAGCAUCGUUGGCCCUUUUCUUGCGUCAAUCCACGAUUCAUUUUACGGUUCCUUCCGCGCGAUCAACGAAUCCGUUGUACAGUUACAGUAUAGUGGUGGUUUUUUUAAAUUUUAAUGAUCGUAAACGCGUGAAGUAAAAAAUCUGCAGAGUAGAAGUCAUGGAUCUCCAGGUGCAAGAGAUGUGUAUUGUGCAUUGUCCCUUGAUCAAGAGGAAAUAUUUAGGACAACAACAAUGGAAAGAACUCUCAACCCCUUUUUCGGAGAGGAAUUCCAAUUUGAAGUACCUAGGAAAUUUCGUUAUCUUGGCAUUUAUGUUUAUGAUCGAGAUAGACAUUUGAAACAAGAUAAAAUAUUGGGUAAAGUUGCAAUAAAGAGAGAAGAUUUAGCAACGUAUCAUAAUAAGGAACAUUGGUUCCCUUUGAGGCCAGUUGAUGCUGACUCUGAAGUUCAAGGCAAAGCACAUCUGGAACUUGCUCUCCAACCUCAAAUCGGACAUGCUCAAUCUAAACUUACAGUGAGAGUAAUAGAAUGUAGUGAAUUAACUGUUAAAAAUGGAGGCUGUGAUCCAUACGCAACUGUUAUGGUCAUCUAUAGUAAUGGUAAACAAAUUAUAAAACGCACAAAAACUAAGAAGAAAACAGUGACCCCGUAUUUUAAUGAAACAUUUGUAUUCGAGCCAGAAAUACCAGAAUCCAAAGAGAAGGAUGUUUCUCAUUACCCUAUUGAAAGUGGAGAAGUAGGUGAAGUAGUUGUAGGUUUAUGGCAUGCAUCUCCUGGUAUGGGAGAACAACCAGCUUUUCUCGGUGAAGUUAGAGUUACAUUGAGAGGCCUACAAAAGCAACCAACUAGUACAACAACUGCAUGGUACUUCUUGCAACCUAGAGCAGCAAAACAUCGCCCAAGUAAAAUUUCCAGCACUUCUACACCGACUGGUGUACUGCCAGGUUUAGGAUCUCUGAGAUUAAAAAUACAUUAUACAGCAGAUCAUGUUUUUCCAUCGGCAAUGUAUGAUAGACUUAGAAACUUGUUAUUACAAAGUGUUAAUAUUCAACCGGUAACAUCAUCUGCUGUUUAUAUUUUGGGAGAAAUUGUGGCGAGUAAAAUGGAAGCUGCACAACCAUUGGUCAGAGUAUUAGUACAUCAUGGACAAUUGGUUUCUGUAAUGCAAGCUUUAGCUAGUCAUGAAAUUUCCAAAUUAACCGAUCCAACAACGAUAUUCCGUGGUAAUACAUUAGUAAGUAAAAUGAUGGAUGAAGGUAUGAGAUUAGCAGGCCUUCAUUAUCUACAUAGUACACUUAGACCAGCCAUGGAACAAGUCUUCCUAGAAAAAAAACCAUGUGAAAUAGAUCCGACUAGAGUAAAGGAUGCAAAUACAAUUCAAACUAAUCUAGCAAAUCUAAAGGAAUAUGUUGAAAGAGUUUUCACUGCUAUUACAACAUCGGGCGUACGAUGUCCGCCUUUAAUGUGUGAAAUGUUUUGGUGCUUAAGAGAACUUGCAACAACGCAUUUUCCAAAAAAUAAGGAAGUGAGAUAUUCAGUGAUCAGCGGCUUCAUUUUUCUUCGAUUUUUUGCUCCCGCGAUAUUGGGUCCAAGAUUAUUUGAUAUUACAACUGAGCAAAUUGAUUCUCAAACCAAUAGGACAUUGACAUUAAUUUCGAAAACGAUUCAAAGUCUAGGAAACCUAGUAAGUUGUAGAGGAGGAGCAGGUAGUGUUUGUAAAGAAGAAUACAUGGAAUAUUAUUUUUGUAGGGAAUUUUAUACGGAAAAACAUAUACAAGCAGUCAAACAAUUUCUGGAACUAAUAUCGACGAGUAGUAACAGUGGAAAUGCAAAACAACGACCAAGUACCCAACUAGAACAACCAGUUGUGCUAAAAGAGGGAAUAUAUUUUCUCUUCAUGCAUACUGCUGACCGUGAUAAAAGAGUAAUGAUUAAAAGAGCACAGGGGAGGAAAAGGUUUGGGCGAAAAAAUUUUAAACAAAGAUAUUUUAGACUCACUACUCAAGACUUGACUUAUUCUAAAACGAAAGUAAAUUAUUUAUUAGGUAAAGAACCUUUAUGUAAAAUACCACUUGAAGAAAUUCUAGCCGUUGAAAGGCUCCAAGAAAAUUCUUUUAAAAUGAAAAAUAUGUUUCAAAUCAUUCAGUCGCAAAGGGCGUUGUACGUCCAAGCUGGAAACUGUGUGGAAGAAAAGGAAUGGAUUGAUAUUUUAACAAAAAUUUGUCGUACAAAUAAUAAUCGUUUAGAAAAGUACCAUCCCAGUGCGUAUAUUAAUGGUCAUUGGCUUUGUUGCAAAGCAGUGGCUGAAGUAGCUCCAGGGUGUAGUGAGGUAUCGCCAGGGACAGAAGCUGGAUUACGCAUGGUUCUAGACCCAGAUCGAGAUUUACAACGAAUACAUUCGCUCAUAUUUACAAAUAUGCCGAGGCUUGAAACAUUAAUGAGUGCAUGUGAAUGUCAAGCUGUUUACGGAGCUAGUGACAUGUGUGUUAUACCAGGUGGUGGAUCUCCUAUAGAAGAUGUGCCCUCUUGUUUUAAAACUUUAACUGCAUUAAGAGAAGCAGCAUAUGCUUUACAGCAUGAACACAGAGCCCAUUUUAGAAGAUUGGCUCGCGAUACCAAAUAUGGAAGCAAGCAAGCUCCGAUUGGUGACGACAAUUACCUCCAUUUAGCUGCGAGAGCUGGAUUCGAGAGUCAGUUAACGAAGUAUGCUUAUGAAAUGGAUAAUUUAAAUCAACAUUACAUAGAAACGGAUCACUGUUAUGAAAGUGGAUUUUCAAGACGAAUAGAGGAUCGACGAUACGAUGAAACAUUUAGAAAAUAUUUAGAUUCUGAUUCGAUACAUCGUAGGUAUGAAAAUGAAAACAAUUUAUUACGGCGAUAUGAAAAUAAUACUGAUACUAUUAAAAGUAUCCAAAAUAAUCUCAAAAAAUUCGACCAUAAUUUACAUAAUACGUUAAGAAUAGAUAAGUUUGAGAAAACUACAAGUUUAGAAAACAAUAGAAGAUUGGACAGUUCUACUGUAUUGACCACAUGAUGAAGUUAAUAUAUGUCUUGUACAUUAUAUAUAAAAAGUCCAACAAUUAUGAUUAUAGUGAGAUAUUAAUUGAAUAUAUAGUGACAAGAUUAAAAGAUUAAUGCAUAAUAGUAUGUUCUUUAAAUGAGCAUGCCAAUUAAUAAUUCAUUUGAAAUCUGAAAAUAAGAAUAAUACGUUCCUAAAAUUCUUUUCAAGAAACUUUCUCAUAUGUUUACAUUACUUGUAUUUUAACAAGGAUGUAAAUUCAAAUUCAUUCGAAUUAUAUUUGAAAUUGUAUUUUUUACAAUUAUGUAUAGUAUAUCUGUGGUAUAUGGAUAUACACGCAUCAUGUCUCAGAUUAUUUAAAAUGUAAAUAACUGUUUAUACAAGCAGUGCUAGGUUUAACGCAAGAAAUGUGGCAAUGAAUUUAUAUUUAUUACAAUGUCAUUAGUUCUUUUAAGUGAAACUAUACUUACAUGUUGUUUCAGUUCCGUUAUACAUUCCAAGACUGUAUAUAACGCAUAUUAUCACAAGCAAUAAUAUUAUUAUAUUAUACAUAUUAGAUGCUACGUCAUAUAACUAUACAAUAAUGUUGCAUAAUAAUUAUCUUAUUAACAUAGCUUGUGAUUAAUUUUAAUGAAAUAAGGGAAUUACUUUUAAGAUUAUACGAAGAAUAAUCAGGAAUAACAUAAACGGUUAAAUUAAUUUUUAAUAUAAAGUUAAAAUGGUGAUUGAAUGUUGAUGUCCAAAUACUAACAAAUAACACACAGGAGGAUAUAGAAAAGGUAUAAAUUCAUUGUCACAUUUUAUCUCCUAAAAUGGCCAUUUAUGCGUGAACAGUCUUUUACAUUUGAAAUACCUACAAAUUUUUUUAUUUAUAAGAUUAAGCAUACUGUUUAAUUGUUUUUGUUUAGUAUACUGUUGACUCUCCUUUUAUAAGGAGUCAUAUUUUCUAUUUAUAUGCACAUGUCUUUAUCAAAUUGACUAGUUUUGGAUUGCAUAAAUUCUAUCUUAUAACAUACAAUUUGUUAAAAAACAUGUUGUGAGCAAUAUUUCAGGAAGUAUAUACAUACAAGUAUGCAUGCUUCUUGAUUUGCAUUAUUAUGCUGCACAUAAUAUAAUAUUUUGUGUCAAUGAAGAUAUCUUCUAUUUAUUUAUUUAUAUCUUAUUUUGAGAUGUUCGAGGUACAUGUGCAUAAAUGUAAUAGUAAACUAAAUUAUUAAUAAUCUGAAUUUGUAAUCUCAUUAAUAAGGAAAUUAAAUUAUGCACAAUGUGCAUAAUGGCACAUAAAUUUUUAAUGUAUAACAUAUUAAUUAAAUUAUCGCUUCAUAAUUUCAUCAAAUUAUAGCAUUUUGUACUUGAUGAUAUGCUGUUAGUGAAUAGUACUAUUCAUAGGUGACUUAUCGCUAGGUCCUUGUAAAUAACAAUCAAAAACAUAAUGUAUAUUAACGAUAGUACUUGAAGGUAGAAAAAUGUAACAUUGGUCGUGAUAAUUUUUACAUUGUCAAAUUAAACACCACAAAUGUGCUAUACCAGUCGUGCAAAUAAAAUUAAAAUUUUAAUAUGUACAUAUAGUGGCAUUAUAAAAACUACUAUAACCACGAUUUUCAAAUUUGUUUUCAUAUUUAUACAUAAUUUUAACAGGACAAAUGUGUAUAAAAACUUUGAAUAUAUUUAAAUAUAGCAAUCUUUUUCAAUUUUCCAGUGAUGAAAGUACAUCAAAUGUGUUAAAUUCUAUGGUACAUGAACUAAUUUAUACAUCUCAUUGUGUCUUGCUUUUUUUUCAUAAUUUCUCAAGUCUUACAUAAUCUGAGAUGAAAGUAUGAUCUUUUACUGCAUUUAUCUUUGUGAAAAUAUUUUCACUCCGAAUUGAAACAAGUGCCUAAAAUUCCUUUUAAGAUGCGUUUACGUUGAUGACUUAUAACUUCUCAUGAAAAAUUUGUAGAUAGGAAUACGUAUAUACAAAUUUUUAUUAUGUUAUCUAAUUAUAAAUCGUUCGUAGCAUUCGAGACAUUUAAGAGCGUUGGAAAAAAAUGAACAUUUACAAUAACAAAAUCUAUAAUUUAUCCAGAAAUUUGUAUGACAUAUAAUUGAUCUUAUUAAGAUAACUAAGACUGGUACUUCGACAUAAUUAUAUUAUUUAAAUUUUAUUCUGUUUAUUAAGUGUAAAGAAUUAAUAGUUCAUUGCAACAAAUAUUCAUUAUUGUACAUCAUUGUGAUAGCCUCGUAUAAUUUACCCUUAUAGGCACGCAACACGUAUAAUUGGCAUUUAGUAAAAACUUCGUCUUUCAUACACUACAUUUAACGUUAUACUGAAUAGGUAUUUGUAGAUACAAACGAUGACAACCUUCCUCUUAAAGAACAUAAACUCAAUAGUAUUUGCUCAUUAUUUAAUAAAAUAUUUUUGUAAAAUCAAACUUUAAUAUUAUUUUUGCAAUCGCUGUUCUUUUUAUCUCAAACAAAUAGAGGUCAUAUCUUAAUCAACUCCAAGAAAAUAAAAUAAAAAUUUAAGAUUACAUAAAUUAUUUUAAAAAAAUUCUUAGGCAAAAAAGAAUCUAAUCUAUAAGUAGUAAAAGUAUUUAUGCUUCCAGAAUUUCGAAAAUAGUAAUAAGUAAUGUUAAUCUUUUGAAUAAAUUUUAUAAUAUUUAUUUUGAAUAAAAAAAGUAAUAUUUCCGUAAUUUCCAGAUAUUAUAUAAAGUAAUUAAUAAUUAGAUAUUUCGAAAGUAAUGUACUUUUAAUGAUAGCAAGCCAUACUAAAAUAUCCCUCCAAAAUUAGUGCAUAAAUGUAUGUAGUUUAUAAUAUAUUAUAAGUAGUACAUAAUUUAUAUAUUUUAUCUGUACAGUAUAUGCAAUUAUAUACUUCUACAUUGUUGAGAAUUGGUCUACAAUUAAAUUUUUUAUUAAUUUCUUAGAUACAAGAUGAAAACAAAGAUUAAGAAAGUUAGUUAGUUGAAGUUUGACAAAUUUAUAAGAUUACUAAAUUAUAUUUGAAUAUGAAGCAACUGUAUAUGACUUUAGAGUUUGACAUGUGUCUACACAAUCGUUUUUUGUAACAAUUGACAAAUUUAAUCAAUAACAAUAGAUAUUAAUUUUAUUGUAAUACAUUGUAAAAUAUCAGAAGAACUAAAUAAUUUAAAAAACAAUUAAUAUUUUGAUUUUUCAACAUGAUUGUAAUCCAGGGCAAUAGAAAACGUAUCUGAAUAUUAUAAGUUGACAAUUAUAAAAAAAAUUUAUAAUAGUAUCAUGACAUGACACAAGGGCACAAGAAUUAUUUAUAUAAAUAAUUAAACGGAACAAUUUUUACAUAUAUAAAACUUAUCCUAAAAAUAAAGACUUAUAUUUUUCAAUUCUUUCUAUAGUCAAAUCUGGUUAUAGUAAGAUUAAUAUAGAUGUAUGUUACUAAUAAUCAUGAACAAUUAUACACAAAAAUCCUUUUGGACCCACAUAGUAAAUAAUUUUUGUAAAAUUGAAAUCUCCAUCCUGGUUGUAUUAAGAUGAAACUGAUUAUAAUAUUCAAACCAUGUAAUAGUUUUGAAAAUUGUAUUGAAUACAUUUUUAUUGUACAUAACACAAUAAUCUUUUCUUGCAUAAUUUACUAUAGUUACAUACACUAUUUUAGAUUACAAAUGGUAUGAUACAUAUAUGUUGAACUAUACUAAUAAUUAAUUAUUUUAAUCAUACUUUUGUACUCUUCUUUAUUGUGUUCAUUUAGUUAGUUUUCAUUUCCCUUUGGCAAAAAUCUUUAAUAUGACUGUGUUUUAAAAUAUGUGGAAGAGUUAAAACUUCAUAAGUAAUUGUAUUCUGUAAAUUAUUUAUUAAAACCGAAAAUGAGCUAUGUCAUGUAUUAAACGUACUAUGUAUUUUAAAGUUGUACAUAAUACUUUCUACAGUAAAUAUUUCUUAGUACAUUGAAUUUAAGUUUAUAUUUUGUAAUUCGGAAUGUUAAUAAAAUGUUUAUUAUGAAGCGUA
This is a messenger RNA of Nomia melanderi (Alkali bee), 7153 nucleotides long. NCBI's taxonomy places the organism in Eukaryota, Metazoa, Arthropoda, Insecta, Hymenoptera, Halictidae. The record is from RefSeq and is a predicted model, not a curated record.